Molecule: messenger RNA, 2349 nt
Organism: Culicoides brevitarsis
Lineage: Eukaryota; Metazoa; Arthropoda; Insecta; Diptera; Ceratopogonidae
Gene: Mid1
Exons: 5
Coding region: 526-2349 (607 amino acids)
Biological process (GO): calcium ion import across plasma membrane
Cellular component (GO): plasma membrane
Molecular function (GO): stretch-activated, monoatomic cation-selective, calcium channel activity
Source: RefSeq, a predicted model, not a curated record
AGCAGGGAACGGCAUCCUGCAUCGCGCUAAUAAAAAUCUCUAAAAAUAGGUAAAAGUUCUAGGACCGUUUUUAAAAGCCGUCCCAUUGUUGCGGUUCACGUUUGAAUCAACGAAUUUCUGGCCUACAAGGCCCCCAACAUUUCGCAUUCAUCAGAAAUCCAUCGUAAAAUUUGACAAAGAAUUUUGAUGUGUGUUCUACAACAAUUACGAUUAACCAUAUAAUAAAUACUUCUCUUUAAAUGAAUGUAAGAAAACAUCAAACUAAAAAAUGAAGAAAAUGUGUUAACGGAAAAUGGAAAAGCGUACACUAUUUGAUGGAAAAGUUAAAGUGUUUGUAAUAAGUAUAAUGAAAUCAAGGCAAAUAGUAAUAAAAAGGCGAUACCAUUAAGUGUGUAUUAAGCAAAUCAGAGAGACUAUACAGAGAUGAUGGGGCCAUGAGCCCGUCGUGCCCCAAAGUCAUCAGGAGUCGCAAAAGCGUCUCAUACGGGGCUGCACCAUGCUAGCGCCAGCGAACCUGAGGUCAAUAUGCGGCCAGGACCCAGGCUGGUCGUGAUGGCGCUUGCGUUUAUUUCGGGGGCUCAACGAGGCACCACCAAUACACACAAUAGUGCCAAUUAUAAGGACAACAAGUUAGUGGGCAGAAAUAAUUUAAAUAUUAUAUACGAUAUUGGACAACUUGAUGAUGAUCGGGGACCAUUAGCACGCGUAAACCCCUGGUUAUCAGCCUGCGAUCUGGCGCCACAUAGAAAAUCACCGGAUCUCCAGGGUCAAUGCACAGCCGGUACACUGCCAGUGACCCGGAUAGAAGAGGGCCCAGGGCCACCACAACCACCUCCUCCAGAGUGUCCGUUAUCAUGUCGUGAACAGAAACAACAAAAGUUAAAUCAACAACACAAUAAUAGUAAAAGUAAUAAAUUAAAAAAUAUGGAGAUAACCGGUAUUAAAAAACAAGAGUGCCUUUCCUAUUUGGGCGAAGCAAAUGAAUUUAGUCCAGAAUAUUUAUGUAAAAGAAAAAGCAGCAUUGAAACACAAUUAAGAAAUUUACGUUUGAGACAUUGUUGUGAACGUGAUGCUCUAAGUGCAUUACAUUAUCAAGCUUAUCUAGAUGUUAUAAAAGGAAAUGAAAGCAUGUGCGUAAAACGGAUUAAAGAUCUAAUCGAAACAGAUCAACUAGCAAGUAGAAUCACAUGUGAACUUACUGAAAUUUUGACACGAUUCGAUUGUAAGAAACCGUAUUCGUUGAUAAAUCACUGUGACGACUGUAGGGAAGCAUAUCGUCGAUGGGUUUGUAGCACAUUUAUUCCAUAUUUUGCAUCUGAGAGUGAUGCAAAACGUAUGGAUGCAAGCGCAAGCAACAGCAAUAGUUCAAGAUCAAAAUCAAUACAACACAGAAAAACACGCGAUUUAAGUCCUCCACAUGUGUCAACAUCAACUUUAUUAGCUUCUUUUCAAAGCUCUUCUCUCAUAAAAAACAAUGAUUCAUCUUCGAACCUGCAUAAUAGUUUAACAUUACCACCGGUAACAAUAAGAAGAUCCAGAAGAAAAUCACAUUCGGAACAAAAACGUAUUCGCAUUCGUCCUUGUUUGAGUGUUUGUCAAAGUGUUGAAACAAAAUGUCCUUAUUUGCUGCCAGGUGAUCGUGCACCAGCCCUUCCAACCCAAUAUGCGGGUGAACCAACUUUUUUAUGUCAUGAUCCAAAUGUACAUGAAACUGUUGAGCAGGCUGAAAAGUCUAAUAAUGGCCCUGAUGAUUGUUGUUACUGGUAUUGUGGUGGUCCCCUUGACGGUUUAUGUACAAACUGUCCUACAAAAUUGUUUAGUAAUGCUACUAACUAUGAUGGACUGCCGAGAUUAGCUAAUGAUACGGAAAGCAGCAAAACAGAAAACUUAUCUGCAGCUGCUGUGCAUAAGCAACAACAACAGAUACAAUUACAUAAGCUAAUGGAACAAACAAACAUUUAUAGUGAAAGUAGGUGUCCAAUAUAUAAUUGGACUGGACCUCAAACAUGUGUUUUACAAUAUCCCGGUCCUUAUUUUAACAUUAGUUCCGCAUUAAAAAAGGUGAAAGUUAAUCAACAUGAAUCCGAAAAACAAAAUCAUCAUUUUCAAAAAUCUUCUUCUUUUGCUGUAUUAUCGUGCUCGCCUACCAGCAUCGCCAGUUUAACUUUAUUAUCGCAAUUUUUAAUCAAUAUUCAAAAUAACGAUAAUAGAAUUUGGACCGUGUUUAUAUAUAAAAUUAUGUUAAUAACUACUCAUAUUACGAAUAUUCUACAAAAUAUAAUAAUAAAGAUCGCAUGGACUAAUAUUACUCAUAUUAAUAAAUUUCUGCUCCAACUUGCCGAAUUAUAG